Brachypodium distachyon (stiff brome) is the source of this 1003-nucleotide messenger RNA. Its product is annotated as cytochrome c oxidase subunit 6b-1. The transcript has 5 exons. The record is from RefSeq and is a predicted model, not a curated record. Lineage: Eukaryota; Viridiplantae; Streptophyta; Magnoliopsida; Poales; Poaceae. Gene Ontology annotation, cellular component: mitochondrion; respiratory chain complex IV. Bases 122 to 640 code for a protein of 172 amino acids.
AAGCCACCUCUCUCCGAGUCUCUGAUCUCCAUCCUCUUCUUUUAUCGUCUUGCUGGUCUAUCUCUCCCACUCUCUCUCUCUCGCAGCCGCCACUUCUAGAAGCUUCCUGGCUACCGCGCCCAUGGCCGCCGAACCCAAGGCACCGACCCUCGCCGAGGAAUAUUCACUUCCGCCACAAGAGGUUCCAGCAGAAAAAGAAGCUGAGGAGAAGCCGGCUAUUGCUACUGAGACUGAAGCUGCCCCUGAAACAAACGAUGACGCCCCUCCAGCUGUUGAGGUCACAACUGCUGUAGAAGAUAAGAGUGAACCGUCUGUGCAAGAUAGUGCUGACAAGGCAGAAGCAGAGGAAACGAAUCCUGCAACAGAGGAAACAACUGAGACUGCUGAAGAGGAAGAGCCUGAAGAGAAAGCAGAGAUUAAGAUUGAAACAGCACCAGCAGAUUUCCGUUUCCCAACAACUAAUCAAUCAAGGCACUGUUUCACACGCUAUGUUGAGUAUCACAGGUGCGUAGCUGCGAAAGGAGAGGAUGCUUCCGAAUGUGACAAGUUCGCAAAAUACUACCGAUCUCUUUGCCCUGGCGAAUGGGUUGACCGUUGGAAUGAGCAACGGGAGAACGGCACCUUCCCUGGGCCUCUGUAAUCUUGUCCGAGAUCUCUGCCGCUGUAACUGGCGACAGGUUAUCAGGGCCAGAGGGAUCGUCUUCUUUUUUGCAGAGCAUUACAAAUAAAAGAUAAUUCUUUUACCUGGAUGUUGUCUUGUGACACUUGAUGAUCAUUUCCGCCAUGCUGGGGAAACUCACGUUACGGAUAUAAUUUUCCUUCCACUGUUCUCUGAGGAUGACGAGGACACUCGCUUGGAGAAAAUACGUGCUAGCACAAAUUCUCCAAGUUCAUGCUUUGUAAUCUUCAUUGUAACUUUACCUGUCCAAUUUGGUCCGCGAGCAAGAAUGCACCUCAGGGUUUUGAUCGGGACAUGGUUUUAACUGCUGGAUUCCUUCUUGAA